Molecule: messenger RNA, 1093 nt
Organism: Bombus huntii
Lineage: Eukaryota; Metazoa; Arthropoda; Insecta; Hymenoptera; Apidae
Exons: 2
Coding region: 8-727 (239 amino acids)
Source: RefSeq, a predicted model, not a curated record
AUGUUUUAUGAGGCGCAAUAUGUCCGAAAGGUAUGUGAAGGAAAUUUUAGAAAAGCUGGAAGAAAUUGAGAAAUUGCACGGGAAGUUGCGUCGUUUGGUACCUCGAGUAAAAGUCUAUGAAUCGGAAGGCACAAAGACUAAUCAGUUCAUUAUGGAAAAAACGAACGAUAAUACAAGAUAUUUUCUGGAACAAAACCCUAUCGAUCUCUGUCAGAGAUUAGAAAUUGCAAGAGAAAUGUCUAAAGACUUGAUAACCAAAGUAAAGAAAUUAUGCGAACCCAAUACAAAGACCAGAAAAUAUUUCAAAAAGUUUAAACAUUAUUCUAACAACAAAUGGGAAAGUUUCAAAGACUAUUUGUCGACCAUGAAUGCAUCAGACAUUAUCUUCGUAAGUAGAGGCUCUCAAACAUCAGAAGCCAAUUUACCUAGGAUGAUUUCAGGAAGAACGUCUUCAACUCCUAUUCCAAGAGUAAGCCAGAUUUUUGGAAGAAGAAGAUCCACACUGAGAGAUCUACCAGAACAGUUAUUAGCGAGUUUUGGUUAUUCUCGGGAUUCUAACUCUGUAAAUGAGAGUAUAGUGUUAAUGCACGACCAUGCUUUAGGUAAAGAUGAACCGCAUAAGGUGCAGAAAAUGUUGAUCAUUCCAGACCAGGAAACUGAAACAUUGAGGGUCGUUGCAUCCGCAAGAAGAGUCUCGGUAGGAGGUAGCGAUAAACGGUCUUCAUAAAUCACCAUGAGAAUACAUACCAACAUUCAAUUUGAGCAACGAGCAUUUCUCUGAUCAUAUCUAGGACAUUGACGUGAUCAUGUUUUACAAACGAUAUCUAUAACUUCCCUCGUACUCAACACUUGUAAUAAAAGAGAUUACAACGGACGUAAAAUAUAAGACAUUGGAUCCAAAAGAAAAAUUAAUAUCAUGUAUAUUAAAUAUAUUAAUAUAUUAAAUUAUAAUAUUUGUAUAUACAAAAAUUGAACUGCAAAUGUUUACUCCUUUAUGGAAAAUUUGAAAGUGCCAAAAUCCACGUAACGCAUGCUUCUAUCGAGAUUCUAUUUUUCGAUUUAUAUUAACAACAAUAUGAAUUUGCAUAAACAA